UACAUACUCCAACGCCAAUAUCCAUCGACAGUCAGUCGUUUCUUGGUGGAAAGAGUGAUCGGUUGCCCAAGGAAUUCUUGCUGGUCUAGAUUUUUGUUUCCGACAAAAUGAGGUUCCUACACCUCACUUUAGUUGUGGUACUGGUACUACUAGUCACCGAUGCCUAUGCUUUCGAGAAGAGAAAAAAUAAGAAAUUCAGGAGGAAGCAUAUAGCGCCGCCGAAAGCUUCAGAAGAGAUUCUGGAAGAAAUGCUGGAGGCUGAAAAGGUUGCAGCUGAAGAAGCUGACGACGCUAAAAAUACUGAUUCUGAAAAGGAUGAUGCUGAAAAUGCUGUGGAUGGAGAUGCAGGUUCUGUUGGGGCUCCCCCUCAAGUCGCUGCUCAGGAUUUCAUUGACAACAGAGUUCGUGUAUUGGAUCCCUGCAUGGAAGUACAUUGUGGAGCAGGAAGAGUUUGCCAAGUGGAUUCCGAAGGAGAACCUCAAUGUAUCUGCAUUCCGAGUUGUCCAGUAGAAACAGAAUCGCGCCGCAAAGUUUGCUCCAACUACAACGAAACAUGGACGUCCGACUGCGCCAUCUACCAGCAGCGAUGCUUGUGCGACAAAGGAGACCCACAAUGUAAAGGCGCGCAAUACAAGCAUGUCCAUAUUGAGUAUUACGGAGAAUGUCGGGAAAUGCCGGAAUGUACCAAAGAGGAAAUGGCUGAUUUCCCCCGCAGAAUGCGUGACUGGCUGUUCAACAUCAUGAGAGAUUUGGCUGAUCGUCAGGAGCUGACUCCUCAUUAUCUGAACAUGGAACGUGAAGCAGAAUCUAACAUGACUCGCCGUUGGACUAACGCUGCUAUCUGGAAGUUCUGUGAAUUGGAUGGAAACCCACCAGACAGAUCUGUAUCUCGUCACGAACUGUUUCCCAUACGAGCUCCACUCAUGGCUUUGGAGCACUGCAUCGCCCCCUUUUUGAAUACCUGUGAUAUUGAUAACAGUCACAGAAUCACCAUUAAAGAAUGGGCCAAAUGUCUGGAACUGGACGAAGAUGAUAUCGAAGACAAAUGUGAAGAUAUCAUUGAUGAAGAAUAAAAUGUAUUCUUUGCAGAAUAAAAUGGUGCUAUUAGGUUAUGAUUGGUGAAAAUAUAUCUUAAUUCAGGUUGGUUUGAAGUCUUUACCCAUCACUGCCUUCGUGAAACUGUAAAAUACUUAAAUAAGGUAACAAAUAAUUUUCCAAAGAUUCACAUGCUUUAUCAACGCAAACUUUAUUGUACAGUUUUGAAUUAUAAUAGAUUUGUAUAUGUACUAUCAGAUAUAGAUAUUAAAAUAACUCAAAAAUAUUUAA
This is a messenger RNA of Leptinotarsa decemlineata (Colorado potato beetle), 1326 nucleotides long. It is a transcript of the gene SPARC, whose product is annotated as Secreted protein, acidic, cysteine-rich. NCBI's taxonomy places the organism in Eukaryota, Metazoa, Arthropoda, Insecta, Coleoptera, Chrysomelidae. Gene Ontology annotation, molecular function: extracellular matrix binding; collagen binding; protein binding. Gene Ontology annotation, biological process: anatomical structure development. The record is from RefSeq and is a predicted model, not a curated record.